Messenger RNA from Phascolarctos cinereus (koala), 2971 nucleotides. It is a transcript of the gene KLHL41, whose product is annotated as kelch like family member 41. Gene Ontology annotation, biological process: regulation of myoblast differentiation; regulation of skeletal muscle cell differentiation; regulation of myoblast proliferation. Lineage: Eukaryota; Metazoa; Chordata; Mammalia; Diprotodontia; Phascolarctidae. The record is from RefSeq and is a predicted model, not a curated record. Gene Ontology annotation, molecular function: protein binding. Gene Ontology annotation, cellular component: cytoskeleton; M band; sarcoplasmic reticulum membrane.
AAACUUGUGGGAAAAUUGUUAUGAAAUAUUUCUUCAUGUUACUUUAUUUCUAAGACUAUAUGAGAUCAAAAUUUAAAGUAGCUGACUGAUACAGACAUAUCUCAUCCUCCUGUGACUGAAGCAUCACUAAUUCAAAGGGCCAGUUUUCCUGGUAAACACAUUUUUGAAGAAUGACUCAUUUUUAUAAUUCUCUCAUUGUAUGUAGAGAGUUUUUUUUUUCAUUUAUCCUCAUUCACCUAUUUACUAAUACUUUAUAUACUUUGUCCUUCCACUUAAUUUAAAGGUCUUGUUUCAUACUGUUUCCUUAGUGACAAAAAGUUCCAGUUGCCUCUUUCAGUCUAUAACAGCUGCAAGAACAGCCCUCCUUUCUAAACUAGCCAUCCUAAAUUCCAGUUGUGAGAGUGUGUAUCUAUAUUUAGCUAUUAGCAGGAUUAAAUUGCAACGGCCUCAAGCUAAGCAAAGCACAUUGAUCUGCCUUUUUUACAGCUAGACCUGUGUGCUGCACGGAGCUAAGGCCUUCAGUUUCCCCUUCCUCACUCAGGUUACUCACAAAAUGGAUUCCCAGCGGGAACUCGCAGAGGAACUGCGGCUUUACCAAUCUACCCUUCUUCAGGAUGGUCUAAAAGAUCUCCUGGAUGAGAAAAAAUUCAUCGAUUGCACCCUGAAAGCAGGAGACAAAAGUCUUCCUUGCCACCGACUGAUUUUGUCAGCUUGUAGCCCUUAUUUCCGUGAGUAUUUCUUAUCUGAAAUUGAUGAGCAGAAAAAAAAGGAGGUAGUACUAGAUAAUGUGGACCCUGCUAUCCUGGAUUUAAUCAUCAAAUACCUUUAUUCAGCCAGUAUUGAUCUCAACGAUACAAAUGUGCAAGAUAUUUUUGCCUUGGCUAGCCGCUUUCAGAUCCCCUCAGUGUUCACUGUCUGCGUUUCCUAUCUUCAGAAAAGACUUGCACCUGGUAACUGUCUAGCCAUCCUGAGAUUAGGUCUUCUUCUUGACUGCCCAAGACUCGCGCUAUCUGCCCGUGAAUUUGUGUCUGAUCGCUUUGUACAGAUUUGCAAGGAAGAGGAUUUUAUGCAGCUUUCCCCACAAGAACUGAUCUCAGUUAUUUCAAAUGAUGGCUUAAAUGUAGAAAAGGAAGAAGCAGUGUUUGAAGCAGUAAUGAAAUGGGUCCGAACAGACAAAGAAAACAGGGUAAAAAAUCUUGGAGAAGUAUUUGAUUGUAUCCGUUUUCGUCUUAUGACAGAAAAAUAUUUCAAAGAUCAUGUUGAGAAGGAUGAUAUAAUUAAAAGCAACCCUGACCUACAGAAAAAAAUCAAAAUUCUAAAAGAUGCUUUUGCAGGAAAACUCCCUGAGCCUAACAAAAAUGCAGAGAAGACUGGUGGCAGUGAGGUGAAUGGUGAUGUGGGUGAUGAAGAUUUGCUUCCUGGAUACCUGAAUGACAUUCCCAGGCAUGGAAUGUUUGUCAAAGACCUCAUUCUUUUGAUUAAUGACACAGCUGCAGUGGCUUAUGACCCCACAGAAAAUGAAUGUUAUCUUGCUGCACUGGCUGAGCAGAUUCCCAGAAAUCAUUCCAGCAUAGUCACCAAACAAAAUCAAGUGUAUGUUGUAGGAGGAUUGUAUGUAGAUGAAGAAAACAAGGAUCAACCUCUACAGUCAUACUUCUUUCAGUUUGAUAAUGUAGCAGCUGAAUGGGUUGGACUUCCUCCUCUUCCAUCAGCCAGAUGUCUCUUUGGUCUGGGAGAAGCAGAUGACAAAAUCUAUGUAGUUGCUGGCAAAGAUCUUCAAACAGAGGCUUCACUGGAUUCAGUUUUGUGCUUUGAUCCUGUGGCUAUAAAAUGGAAUGAAGUAAAAAAGCUUCCUAUCAAAGUCUACGGCCAUAAUGUGGUUUCACAUAAUGGAAUGAUAUAUUGUCUGGGAGGAAAGACAGAUGACAAAAAAUGUACAAAUAGGGUAUUUAUUUACAACUCCAAAAAAGGAGACUGGAAAGAUUUGGCCCCAAUGAAAACCCCUCGUUCCAUGUUUGGAGUGGCAAUCCAUAAAGGCAAAAUUGUGAUUGCAGGAGGUGUCACAGAAGAUGGCCUCUCAGCUUCAGUUGAAGCUUUUGAUCUUACCACCAAUAAGUGGGAAGUGAUGCCUGAAUUUCCCCAAGAGAGAAGUUCUAUCAGUUUAGUCAGUAUGUCUGGAUCUCUUUAUGCUAUUGGUGGGUUUGCUAUGAUUCAACUUGAGUCCCAGGAAUUUGCCCCCACGGAAGUCAAUGAUAUAUGGAAGUACGAAGAUGAUAAAAAAGAAUGGGCUGGCAUGUUAAAGGAGAUUCGUUAUGCCUCAGGAGCUAGCUGCCUGGCAACACGCUUCAAUCUUUUCAAACUGUCUAAAUUAUAGACAAGAAAAGUGACAAAAUGUAAUAGGUGGGAGUUUUUAAUUAUGGAUUUUUAAUUUGUUGUGUUUUAAAAAGACUGUACAGAAAUUUAUAUAGAAAUCUAUUGUUACUGUGUCAUUGUCUGAAAUGUUGGCAACUUUUGUAGAUAAUGAAAGUAAAUAUAUUCUUAAUGUAAUAAUCAGUCAUCAUAAAGAAGAUUUCUAAAAGGAGAUGAAAGAUAAAAUUGAAUUUAUACAAUCUUGUUGGUAAUCUGUCUGAUCCAAAUGUCUGUAAAGAGAUAUUAAGUUCAAAUUGUCUGUGCCUUUAUAGCUAUCAUUUGUAUUAUUAGGCUACUUUUACAUUCAUUUUCAAUUACAGUUGAAGUUGGAGGAUGGAAUGUGUCUAUUUUUUUUUAACAAAAACAAAAAACCCUUCUGUUUCUCCUGUAUCAAGUUAAAAAUUAUUGCCAAUUUCCUCAAUACAUCAAAAUAAUGAGAUAUUAAUAUUGUGCUUAGUAAUAAAGAAAAUAAUGCAAGAUUUCAGAAAUGGUGUUUAAGACCAUUAAAGGAUCUUUUCAUCACUUAAGGGAAAAAGUGUUGAAGUAAAAUAGUCAAAUUUGA